This is a messenger RNA of Postia placenta MAD-698-R-SB12, 546 nucleotides long. RefSeq lists its product as hypothetical. Gene Ontology annotation, cellular component: lysosomal membrane. NCBI's taxonomy places the organism in Eukaryota, Fungi, Basidiomycota, Agaricomycetes, Polyporales, Adustoporiaceae. Gene Ontology annotation, molecular function: GTP binding; GTPase activity. The coding region runs from base 1 to 546 and encodes 181 amino acids. Gene Ontology annotation, biological process: protein transport. The transcript is spliced from 11 exons. The record is from RefSeq and is a predicted model, not a curated record.
AUGGCUUCAUUCUUCUCAUCGUUGCUGCAAUGGUUCAGCGGCCUGUUCUUCUCCAAGACCGCCGAGAUAUCUAUCGUAGGACUGCAGGCGCGGAAGACGUCCUUCGUGAACGUGAUAGGGUCUGGACAGUGGAGCGAGGACGUUGUGCCGACGGUCGCAUUCAACUUCAGGAAAGUCCGGCGGGGGAACGUCACUCUCAAAGUAUGGGACGUCGCAGGCCAGCCGAGGUACAGGUCGAUAUGGGAGCGCUAUUGCAAUGGUAUGGACGCAGUCGUAUUCGUCGUGGACUCGAUGGAUAAGGAAAAGUUCGACACCGCUCGGUUUGAGCUGCACCAGCUACUCGCGCAACCAUCUCUUGUUGGCGUGCCGCUCCUAGUGCUUGGCAACAAAAACGAUCUGCAAGGGCACGCGCCUGUGAACGAGCUCAUUCAGGCCCUUCAACUUCACAAAAUCCACAACAGGCCGGUAUCGGCAAUCCAGUGUUCAAUGAAAAGCCAACACAACCUAGACAUCGUCCUACAGUGGCUCGCUGGUCGCAGCCAUUAA